Molecule: messenger RNA, 1598 nt
Organism: Diabrotica virgifera virgifera (western corn rootworm)
Lineage: Eukaryota; Metazoa; Arthropoda; Insecta; Coleoptera; Chrysomelidae
Product: adenosine deaminase 2-like
Exons: 1
Coding region: 95-1534 (479 amino acids)
Biological process (GO): adenosine catabolic process; inosine biosynthetic process
Molecular function (GO): adenosine deaminase activity
Source: RefSeq, a predicted model, not a curated record
UACAAGUAUAAUAGAAAAUUACUUGGAAAAUUGAUUAAAGUUUAAAAUAAAAUUUAACGUAAAAUUAAAAAAAGUAAGACCUACCUCAUGUAAAAUGUCCAAUACGAAAUCUAAAUCAUGUAUAAGCCAAUACUUAAAAAGUAGAGAAAAUGUCAUAAAAGAGGAAAUUCAGUGUGCAAUUGGAAAUAAUUUGGAACUUAACGAGAAGGAAAAUGUUGUUAAUGAAUAUAUUAUGAAACAGAAAUAUAAAGAACUAGACGAAGGUUUUCUUGAUCCGCAUAAUUUUUCACCCGGCAAUCAUUUUUUUAAAGUUAGAGGUAAACUAGAGAAUUCUAAAGUUUUCGAAUUUAUCAGAAAAAUACCAAAAGGUGCAUCCUUACAUUCUCAUGAUACUGCGAUGGCUUCAGGAGAAUAUCUAUACAGCCUUACUUUUAGAGACAACUUAUAUGGAUGUGCUAAAGAUAGAGGUUGGACUAUGCAAUUCUUUCAAGAACCACCAUCAUCAAAUUGGAAACCUUUAUCACAACUAAGAACCAGCGGAACAUUCGAAAGCUUUCUUAAAUCCAAAUUAACUUUAGUUUGUGAUAACCCCGAAGUAAAAUAUCCUGAUUUAAAUACUGUGUGGAGUAAUUUUCAAAAUUUAUUUAUUAAUUUAGAAAAGUUGAUUUGUUAUAAGCCUAUUUUUAAAGAAUACUUUUACCAAGCUUUAAAAGAAACGUAUGAAGAUAAUGUCAAAUAUAUUGAAUUUAGAGGUUACUUACCUACUGUAUACGAUUUGGAUGGAACCGAAUAUGGUCCUUGUGAAGUUGUUGGUAUGUAUGAUGAAGUAAGAAAGCAAUUUAAGCAAGACUAUCCUGAUUUUUUCGGAUGUAAAUUUAUUUUUGCGCCACAUAGAAUGGUUGAUAAAACAGUAAUGGACAAUUAUGUUAAAAUUUAUAAAGAAAUCAAGGCACAAUACCCUGAAUUUGUAAUAGGAUUUGAUCUUGUUGGCCAGGAAGAUUUAGGAUAUCCCUUGACAUAUUUUAUACCCCAACUUUUAGAAAUGAAAGAAUUUGGCUGUAAGUUUUUCUUCCAUGCUGGGGAAACACAUUGGAAUGGACAAUUGACUGAUCAAAAUCUAGUAGAUGCAAUCUUGUUAGAUACUGUUAGACUCGGACAUGCGUUUGCUAUAUUGAAGCAUCCUGUCUUAGCAAAAAUCGUCAAAGAAAAAGGUAUUGCCAUAGAAGUGUGCCCUAUAUCUAAUCAAGUACUUAAACUUAUAGAUGAUCUACGAAGCCAUCCAGCAUCUAUUUUAAUUGCAAACAAUUAUCCUGUUGUUAUUGGAUGCGAUGACCCGUCAUUUUUUGGAACAAAAGGUAUCAGCUAUGACUGGUAUGUAACUUUUAUGGCGAUGUGUCAUCGAGACAGUGAUCUUCGAUUGUUAAAACAAUUGGCUAUAAACUCUUUAGAUUAUAGUGCAUUGGAAGGUGAAGAAAAAGUGAGGGCAAAACAACAGUGGCAGAAUGAAUGGACAAUGUUUAUCGAAUCAUUCUAAAUUCAUACAAUCCUUUAAAUAGAUACAUAUUUACAUAUUAAAAGUUUCCGUAAUCUUCUUAAAA